Syngnathus typhle (broad-nosed pipefish) is the source of this 3610-nucleotide messenger RNA. RefSeq names its product Structural maintenance of chromosomes protein 6-like (gene smc6). Gene Ontology annotation, molecular function: damaged DNA binding; single-stranded DNA binding. Lineage: Eukaryota; Metazoa; Chordata; Actinopteri; Syngnathiformes; Syngnathidae. Bases 212 to 3490 code for a protein of 1092 amino acids. Gene Ontology annotation, cellular component: Smc5-Smc6 complex; site of double-strand break; nucleus. Gene Ontology annotation, biological process: double-strand break repair via homologous recombination. The record is from RefSeq and is a predicted model, not a curated record. The transcript is spliced from 27 exons.
GGUGUAUGUUGAACGCGAUCUCGUGUGUUCUCGCGAGAUGUUCAUUAGAAUGGUUGGCGGCGGAAUUUCGAUUUCCAAAUCUAGCAGGUUGUUACUUCUGCACCGCUUGCUGGCACAUCUUCAUCUAUCCCGUCGUUCGAACGCAAGCCUGGCAGUGAGCGGCCGGCAGCGUGCCCUUCUCCUUCAUCUUGCUUAGAAGAAAGAGCGCAGAAUGUCUAAAAGGAAAGGCAGUCCUCCUGUGAAAUCAACUCCCCACAAACGACCGACAUCUGUGCAGCAUGACGACAACGAAGAAGAUGAAGAUCAAGACCAAGAUGAAGACCAAGACCAACUUUGCACACAGGAGCAAAUUGUGGCUGAGGUGGCGAGUGACGCUGGCAUUGUGGAGAGCAUCACGCUGAAGAACUUCAUGUGCCACUCUUUCCUCGGCCCCAUCAACUUCGGAUCCAACGUCAACAUUGUCGUCGGCCGUAACGGAAGUGGAAAGAGCGCCAUCCUGACAGCGCUCAUUGUCUCUUUAGGUGGGAACGCGCAGGUCUCAGGCAGGGGGUCGUCCCUCAAGAGUUUUGUCAAGGAAGGUGAAAGCUCGGCCGAAGUGUCCGUCACCUUACGAAACCGAGGCAAGGACGCCUACAAACCUGAGCUGUACGGCGCCUCCAUCAUCAUUGACGUGAGGCUCAGCCACGAUGGCGUGAGAACGUACAAGCUGAAGAGUCAAAACGAGCAAACAAUCUCAACCAAAAAGGAGGAGCUUGCGUUGAUUCUGGACAAUUUUAAUAUUCAGGUCCACAAUCCUGUGUCAGUUCUCAACCAAGAGAUGAGUAAGAACUUCCUGCAUUCUAAAGGAGAGGCAGACAAGUACAAGUUUUUCAUGAAGGCCACGCAACUGGAACAGAUGAAAGAGGACUUUAUCCACAUUAAAGCCACCAAGAAUAUGACCGAAGAAAAAAUGGCGCAACAUGGCGAGUACUUGAAGGAGCUGAGGCAAAAGUACCUGGAAAAAGAGGAUCGCUACAAGAGCCUGUCGUCCGUGGAUGAGAUGCAGACCAAGCUGGAGGAGUUGCAGAAGCAAAUGGCCUGGGCUCUGGUGAUGGAGAUAGAGAAGGAACUGGAGCCUUUGAAAGAGAAACUGCAGGCCAAUAAACAAUCUACGGAGAAAUACGAUGAGAAAGUGAAUGAAUGGAAGAACAAGGUCAAGGAGGCCGAGCAGAAGUACAAACUGAUCCAAGAACAGCUGGAGGGCAUCACACAGCAGGUGCAGGAACUGCAGCCCAAAUGUGCCGAGCUCAAGGCAGAGGCGCAGAACCGCGGCGCCCUUUUCAAGUCCAGCGAGGUCGCGGUCCACAGAUGCCAGGUCAGCCUGAGGGACCUGGAGCGGGACAAGGCUCACCUGUCUUCCAAGAUCAACGAUCUGCAGCUCAGCAUCAACCGGGCGACGGGCUCUGCCAGGCAGGCCAGGGUUGAGAGCAUGCAGCGCAUCAACCGCCACCUGGAGGAUCUCCAUCAUCAGACGGAAACGCUGGGCCAGCAGAUUAGCCAGUAUCAGCACGCCUGCGCCCGGGCCAAGGAGGAUCAUGCCAAGAUACGACGAGAGCACGAUGCACUGAAGCAGUCCACUGAAGCCCACGCGAGGAACUUGCGGGCAGUGGAAGGCAGUCGAUCCAAUCGGCUGCGGCGCUUUGGCGAACACAUGCCCGCGCUGCUCUACGCCAUCCAGGAUGCGCACAAGCAGGGGUUCUUCAAGCACAAGCCACGAGGACCCCUGGGUUACCUGAUCAGACUGAAGGACCCGGAGCAGGCUCUCGCCAUCGAGGUGUGCUUGGGAAGUCUACUGCAGGCCUUCACCUGCGACAACUACGACGACGAGAAAGUGCUGAAGGGACUCAUGGGCAGAGUCUUGGGGCCGCAGUCGGGCCGCCGGCCUCCCAUCAUCACCUGCAAGUUUCUCCCAAACGUCCACGAGACCAGGAGGAGGGCUGUGAACCACCCGGACUACCCAUCAGUGCUUCAGACUCUAGAAAUUGAUGACCCGGUGGUGACCAAUUGUUUGAUCGAUCAAAGGGGCAUUGAGAGCAUUUUGCUCAUCAAGAAUCGGGCCGAGGCUUGUGACGUGAUGAUUUCCAGAAAGCCCCCCCCCAACUGCUACCAGGCUUUCUCCAAAGACGGUGACCAGGUUUUUGCUGACCGCUGCUACGCUGCCGAGCAGACGCGAGCCAACUACCUGUCAGGGGACGUGGAGGAGGAGAUCAGACACCUGCAAAGAGAGGUGGAGACUCAAAAGUCUCAGGCGUCUACCCUGCAACGGCAAAUGACCGAGCUGGAAGAGGACAUCAAACAAAAUGAGAGACUGGAGAUGGAAGCCCAAGCAGAAAUGAAGACUGCCAUUGACAAAGCCACAAAGUAUCGACUGGAGCUGUCGGACCUGCAGAACUUGGAAGAGCCUCAGCUGGAGGACCUCAAGCCGCUGGAAGAGGACCUUCAGGAGAUUGUCACCAAGAUGGCGGAGGAGAACCAAAAGUGUGAGGAGGCGAGAGCCCAGAGGUCCGAGCUCAAGGAGAACUACCAGAAAGCAGAGCAGGAGUACAACCUGCACAAGGAGCGCAUCAACAUCAACGUUGAGAAGGCCGAUGCCAUCAAGGAGGAUCUGAUCAAAGUGGACCAGGAGGUGAUGAAGUGCAAACAUCACAAGAAGUACUACGACGACAAACGCGGUGGCCAUCUCCAAAGCAUCCAGGAGCUGGAGGACACCUUGGGCAACAAAGAGCAGGAAGUACAGGUCAACGUGCUCAAAGCCACGCAGAUUUGGCCUGAGCGCCUCCAAGUGAAGCGCACCGCCAAGAGCUUGGACACGGAGAUCAGCCGACUCAAGGUGAAGCUCGCCACCCAGCAGGACCAGGAGGGCGACCGCCACGAGAUCAUCAGAGAAUACCGUGACGCUCUGAAAAAGUACAAGAACACGGCGCAGCAGAUGAAGAACCUCAACAUCUUCAUCAAAAGCCUGGACAGGGUGAUGAAUCAAAGACUUAAAGUUUUUGGUGACCUGAGGAGUUACCUGUCGGCGCGGUGUAUAUAUUACUUCAGUGUCACGCUGUCGCAGAGGGGCUACACGGGAACCAUGAACUUUGACCACAAGAACGAGACCCUCGUCAUCUCUGUGCAGCCCGGAAGAGGAAGCGAAGGCGACUUGGUCAACAUGCGCUCACUUUCGGGGGGCGAGCGCUCCUUCUCCACAGUCUGCUUCGUUCUCUCGCUCUGGGGCAUCACGGACGCGCCCUUCCGCUGCCUGGACGAAUUUGAUGUUUACAUGGACAUGGUGAACCGCAGGAUCUCCAUGGACAUGAUGUUGCAGGUAGCCGAGAGCCAGCGCUACCGGCAGUUUAUCUUCAUCACGCCACAGAGCAUGAGUUCGCUCCCGGAAACCGAUCUCAUCAACAUCCUCCGUCUCAAGGAUCCGCAACGAGGCCAAGAAAACCAAGAUGAGCAAUUAUAAUGCGCAUGUGAGAUUUGCGUCUUAUGUUCACCCCAUCAAGUAUUUGUUUUCUAAGUAUGUUGAGCACAAAAAUAUUUUUUUGUUUGUUUUUGAACACAAUAAACUAUUUUGCACCUUCAA